UAUUUUGGGUUGUCCCUUGCUCUAGUGCAGUUCGAGCAUCAUGAGUUUUUCCGUUGAAUGCACAGAAAGAGGAAACGAGAGGGGCAGCUGUGAAGGCGAUGUCAUAAGGGGAAGUAACUCACAAUACGCAUAGAAACAAAGGAGAGGCAAGACGAGACAGCAUUUGAGGUUUAAUCAAAGACGACACCAUGGCUCAGGCCUGUCUCAGAUGUCUCAAGUUAACAAUGUGUGCAGCAAACUUCCUGUGUUUUAUCUGUGGCAUUGCUGUGUUGGGGUUCGGGAUCUACAUGACUAUGAGUAUGAAAUUGGCCGCCAUCUCUCCGUCUUUGGCUAGCUUUAACGUGGCUCAUGUUCUGAUCAUCACUGGCAUCAUCAUCACCUGUGUGUCCUUCCUGGGCUUUUUGGGUGCCCUCAAAGAGAACCGCUGCCUGCUGCUCGUGUUUUUCAUGUUGCUGUUCUUCCUGAUGUUGGCGGAGUUAACUGCAGCCUGUCUGCUUCUACUAUACGAAAAAGAGAUUUCCAAGUGGCUGGAGAAAGAUCUGAAAGAAGGAUUGAAAAAGGCCAAAGGAAAAGCGGACAAUUCUACGAUUCUGUCCGAUUGGGAUAUGGUUCAGACUAAACUGGAAUGUUGUGGAGUCUCAAAUGCGUCUGAUUGGGAAGGGAAUGUCCCGCGCUCCUGUUGUCCCGAUAGCUCUUGUAGCAAACCGACACCAAACUACCACAAAACGGGCUGUUUUGAUAAACUGAAGCAGUUUUUUGAGGAAAAUUUUCUGACCACUGGGAUCACAGUGAUUGUGCUCUGCAUAGUUGAGGUUUUGGGAAUGUGUUUUGCCAUGACGCUCUACUGCCACAUCAGCCGAACUGGACUAGGAUACAAGUUAUAAACCACUCCAUAUAAACUGUUAAUUAAAAGCUAAUGUUACAUGUUAAAUUUGAGCAGUGUUUUGGUACUUUUUAUUUUAUGUAAAGAUAUCAGGUUGUCAGAGGUGGGUAGUACUUGUCAGAGUCCUUUUCUAUUGGCCUUUUUUUAAUUUUUUUUAAUUAAAGUAACAUUACUCUUACUUGAGUAAAUAUUUUGCCCACUGUUCUCACUGUAAGUCUAUAAGUGACAACAGCUUAUGACAAUAUGAAAUGAUUUGAACAUUUGUGUUUCUUGCACUGCUACUUUAGGUAUGAUUUAGUUUUUCUCAUUUUUGUGACUAUCCUUUGAAAAUACCAGGUUUUGUCCAUUAUUUAAUGUUUUGUCCUUCAAAUUACAUCAACUUCCAAUUAUAAAUCAGAUGUUUUGUCCCAACAGUUAUUCAAGUUGCCCAAAUACGUUUUUACUCUUAUAUGUACUCUUAUAUGUACUGGACCACUACUAUACUUUCUACUUGAGUAAUAUUAUUUUGAAGUAACGUUACUCUUACUCGAGUACCUUUUUUGGACACCCACCUCUGCAGGUUGUGUACUAUUGUUUUAAUGUGUGUUAGUGUAGUUAACUCAUUAUUGUACAUGUCCACAUUUUGGCUUGUAAAAAAUAACCAUCUUGUAAUAUCCUUUAUAAUCUUUACUGACAUGUGAGUUAUAAUAAAGUGAUUGUGUUGUUUAAAGUGAGAGUUCUGCUGUGUCUAAGUUCAGAUGUAUUCUUAUUUGUGCAUUUCCGGUUUCACUUCUGUAAACUGUGGUGUGGCAGAAGUUACGCCUAUACUUCCCCUUUUACCCCAGUGCUUUAUAGAAAUGAGUCGUGCUUCUCAGAACACAACGUUCUUAGUUAUUAGUUACAUGCGAUAAAAUGUAUUAC
Molecule: messenger RNA, 1783 nt
Organism: Periophthalmus magnuspinnatus
Lineage: Eukaryota; Metazoa; Chordata; Actinopteri; Gobiiformes; Gobiidae
Product: leukocyte surface antigen CD53-like
Exons: 8
Coding region: 189-884 (231 amino acids)
Cellular component (GO): membrane
Source: RefSeq, a predicted model, not a curated record